CAGACGGACAAAAAAAGGAUGCCUCCGUCGCCCUUUGAUCGGUCUCAGCUAUAAGCUGAUAUGAUUCUCAGCUUUGGGCAGUUCACCAACGUAAAAAGUCUUAACCGAGGAUAGCAAGCCUAACAAUGCCAUCCCAAUCCCAAGCUUCGGACCCCCGCAGACACACGAAGCGGUGCUUCGUGACAGUCGGGGCGACAGCGUCUUUUGGCUCUCUUAUUUCAUUUGUUCUGGAUGAAUCUUUCUUGUCUGCACUCCAAAAAUUUGAAUAUACCCAUUUACGUAUUCAGUAUGGCAAGGAUAGCCGGUCCAUCUUUGAGAACUUCCUCCUUAACCACCCUCCCGGGACGGCAGGACGUCACGGUAUUCAGAUUGACGGGUUUGACUUCAACCAAGCUGGUCUCGAGCAGGAGAUGCGCCUGACCAAGGAAGACGCAUCCGGGAUGAUCAUUAGCCAUGCAGGCUCUGGGAGCAUCCUCGAGGCUCUACGACUGGGCGUGCCUCUUGUGGUCGUCCCAAAUCCUACUCUCAAAGAUAACCACCAGGAAGAACUGGCCCAAGAACUACAGAGACAGGGUUAUGUUGUGGCUAGUCAUUACAAGGACAUUUCCGCCGCUAUAGGCCAAGCCGAGUCCCUACGUGAGCGCAUGUCGGCGUGGCCACCCAGUCGCGAUGAAAAACAAAAGGAUCGGCCGACACUAGCUAGUGUGAUUGCCGACGAGAUGGGCUUCCUUGAUUGACCGUAUUUUCUUGGUUCUUUGCGCCCUCAAGUCCGUUACUGAGGUUGGUUGUCUUCGAAGCGUUCACCGGGAGAACGCUAGCCAGUGACCAUGAUGGAACCGUAUUACGUCUUGGAUAUUUGGAUUAAAAGCUUGGUGCUUUCAAACUUCUAUUUAUAUACAUAAUUGCCCCGAUUAACCAGGGUCCCAUCGUUCUUGAAGCACCUGGACCAUAGUCGACGAUUUCGCAGUGCUUGGAUUAGGAUGUCUUUACAUGGAACAGUAUCAGCUUGUGCUUUUUCCCAUAGAUUCUAUUUAUGUAGCAAUAGAGCAAUG
Monascus purpureus is the source of this 1052-nucleotide messenger RNA. NCBI's taxonomy places the organism in Eukaryota, Fungi, Ascomycota, Eurotiomycetes, Eurotiales, Aspergillaceae. The record is from the annotation of a GenBank genome assembly.